Messenger RNA from Mesocricetus auratus (golden hamster), 1170 nucleotides. RefSeq names its product coiled-coil domain containing 198 (gene Ccdc198). NCBI's taxonomy places the organism in Eukaryota, Metazoa, Chordata, Mammalia, Rodentia, Cricetidae. The transcript is spliced from 7 exons. The record is from RefSeq and is a predicted model, not a curated record. Bases 90 to 968 code for a protein of 292 amino acids.
AAACCAGCCUCCCAGGAAGUGGCCAGAGAAGUUAGUGUCAGGGGGAAAGAACUGGAAAGAUGUCAUGAAGGAAACACCUGUUUUGGAAAAUGGGCCUGGGCCGCUCCAAGCCUCACCCCCGGGUGAUCAAAGUCACACCUUUACAAGAAGAAGAGACUCCUUUGGCUGGCCCUGUGUUCUAUACAUUAAAUCGGAACCUGGAAGAAAAGAGCUCAUACCCAUUCUCAAGACUGCAGGACCAAAAUCAAGCUCUAGAAGGACAGCUACCACCUCUCCGAGAAACCUGGUAUGGAAGACAUCGCACAGUAUCCAGGUCCAUGCUUCUUGACAUCCCACUGAAACAUGAAGAAACAAGCAUUAUCAAAAGGCAUCCACCCCGAAGAAUUCAAAAGCUUGAACCCGUUGACCUGCCACAAGUGAUUACCUCUGAGCGACUCCUGCGCCAGCAAGUGCCCAGAACAAGACACAAAGCAAAGGAACUUGAGAAGACACUGCAUCUCUCAAUGUACACUUCGGGGAAUAGACAGUAUUUACAUAAGAUGCAGAUGCUGGAGAUGAACCAUAAAAGACAUGAGGCCCAAAUGGAGUUGAUGAAGAGCCGUCAUAGUAUAGCAAGACUUGAUAUGAAAAAGCUGAAGGACCACAAUGGCAAUAAAAUCACCCAAAGCAUGCCAAGGAGCAAUGGCUGUGACUUUAUCAACACACUGCCUGAUGAAACCAUGGAAGGAGACCCAGGAAAUGCACAGGAUGAAGAAUUCUUGGAAUAUCACACAAAGAAUGACUAUUGUGCCCAGAAAACUGGCAAAAUGGAAGCGUGGCUCCGUGAACAGGAAGCCCAAGGACGGCUUUUCUGGGACAGCUCCAGCUCUGACUCAGAGGAGCGUGGAGAUCAGAGGCGACCGCAAGCACUGGUGAGGACCAGGACAGAGAGGAUCCCACUUUACGACUCAUUUUAUGACGGAGAAUGAUAAAGCUGCACACGACCCAGACAGUGAGGACACUGAACGGUUUGUCUGUUUUCAUCAGAGUCAUUCCUAUUUGCAUAUGGACCACUCUGAGGGAAGUAACUUACUUUGGUAGAAAGAAAAAACUGCCACCUGGAGUCAUGUGGUGAAUAGGUUUGUCGUGUAUGCUACAAGUCAGUGCCUUAAAACUGAGGGGCGGAAACAA